GCACACUACAUUAUUACCAUUACAUUUAGAGGGAAACAAUGAAAAUUAAAAUCCAAAAGAAUUCAUUUCCCUCCUAAAAUUUCAUUUCCUAGUCCUUUCUAUAAAUAACAACAUUUACUCCUUCCAUUAAUAGCCUUCAAUGCACCCUUUCUCCCAAUAUUAGCCUUCAAUGGACCCUUUUCUCCCAUUUGAUCUUAAUCAAUUGCCCUCAGAUUUAGAGGGUGUUGAUACUGCAACUGUUGCAGCAAUAUCUCCUGCCACUGGACGUUCCGACUUCUUCAAUGGACGUCGUGCUCCUGCCAAUCCCGACCCUGGUGCAGAACGACAAACAGCUGCGAAUGAAGCUGCCCGCCUUGUUCCUGCCUCUGUGCAAACUGGGCAGAGGUCAUCAUCUGCAGAAGAAGCAGAAAACCAGCAGCAAAGGAAUACAAAUACGAAGCCAAGGUUGUCAAACGAGGUAAGAAAAUGCAUUGUUGACGUGUUACUAUCUACUUCUAGGAACAACAAACUUCAGAGGGGGGUAAUUCAAGCUUUUUUACAGGAGUACAACACAUGUUAUAAGACCAUUUACUUACUGUGGGCAAGAGCUAGAGAACAAAUGCAAGAAGGACUACCCAUUGAUGUUGACCCACAGAUGAAAGGAUGCCAUUAAGCCACUGCUCACUGACAUUGAUUAUAUAUAUUCAUACUUUUUUAAUUUUUGAUACCCAUUUCUCUAUUGAAAUUUGUAUGUAGGCUUUUUUAGCAUUUGAUGGAGUGACAACUUCUAGGUUUAAAUCCCAAUUGGAUGUGUAUUUGGAAGAACUCAAGGUGGAUCCUAAUGAAAAUUUAGAUGUUCUUGAAUGGUGGAAAGAUAAUGCUAAAAGAUUUCCUGA
This is a messenger RNA of Cuscuta campestris, 875 nucleotides long. The record is from the annotation of a GenBank genome assembly. NCBI's taxonomy places the organism in Eukaryota, Viridiplantae, Streptophyta, Magnoliopsida, Solanales, Convolvulaceae.